AUGGAAAAUACAACUUUCCCUACCGAAAUUCCAUUAACGUCUGCCAUCACACAGCUUCUAAUUGCUCAACAACUUACAUUUAUACCAUGGCCACUCUAUUCGGCAACACGGCCGAGUAAUCGGCAAAUAGACAUGGAGGAAGAAACAGCUGUUCAACUGAUGAAGAAAAAGUGCAUGGCAGCCUUUUAUCAUAAUAUCAAUGAUCAAAAUAAAUCUAUUCAGCAUAAAUACUGCUCUACUACUCCGGAUACCUGGUGCUCAUUUCAUAAAUCAAAAUAUACAAAUCAACCAGAAAGUGGUGAUAAAGUCAAGCAAAGAUUAGAUCCUGUAGUUCGUGAUGUAUUAUCCAAAAUAAUCGGGGAUCUGACAGACCCUGAACUUCUUCGUAGAAGUUUACGCGGGCUGACUCAGAAUUCAAAUGAGUCUCUGAAUUCCGUGAUAUGGUUUAUUUUGUCUAAAUCAAAAAAUCAUGGCUUUAUUAGUGUUAGUGGUGCAGCAGCUGAGGCAGUUAUAAUUUUCAAUCGUGGUCGUGUUGGUCUGUUACCAUUUAUCGAUACAUUAGGAUUAGAUGUUAAUUAUUCAUUAUUGAACAGUUCAUUAACAAAAGAUUCAAAACGUCCUGCUAAGGCCGAGUCUGUAAUAGCAAAACCAGAGACAGUAAUUGAACAGAAAAAACAGGCUCGUUCAAAGUUACUGACAGCUGAACGUGAUAUUUUUGAAUAUGGAGCAGGAGCUCAUUAG
Didymodactylos carnosus is the source of this 741-nucleotide messenger RNA. NCBI's taxonomy places the organism in Eukaryota, Metazoa, Rotifera, Eurotatoria, Philodinida, Philodinidae. The record is from the annotation of a GenBank genome assembly.